GCUUUGCAUCCUGACUGGCCUGACCAGAGUGGACAUGGAGCUUUUCGGGGCAACGUCAACUUGGAUAUUCGUGCUGCACUUGCUUUGUGUCAGCGGUGUCGCCAAUCCCAAGACAACAGUGUCGUGGUGCGUCAUAUCGGACGCGGAGGCGCAGAAGUGCGCCGACCUGUCUGGGAACGCCACCGCUCGGAAUAUUCGAGGGACUUUGCAAUGCGUGCGAGGCCUCAACGCCAGAGACUGCAUGGAGAAAAUACAAAAUGGGAGCGCUGACGCGGCCUCCAUGUUUGCGGAUGACAUCUACGCUGCGGGCCUGUGUCACGGCCUGGAGGUGGCAGCCGGGGAGUCCCUCAAUGGAGUGGAUGGCGUGAGCUACUACGUGGUGGCGUUGGCUCGCCGCUCGACGUCCGAUUUGUCCCUGCUGGAGAUGCACGAACGCAGCUCGUGCCACCCGGGCAUCCGCACCACGGUGGGUUGGACCGUGCCUGUUGGGUACCUGCUCAACACCUCGCAGAUCAGCCCGGGACACCAGUGCAACUUCCCCCGCGCGGUGGGGAACUUGUUCGGGUACAGCUGUGUGCCCGGCGUCAAAGACCCCCAACACGACCCCCAGGGCAAUAACCCAAAGAACCUGUGCGAGGCCUGCAUCGGCGAUGACAACGAUCGACACAUCUGCGCCAGCAACCCUCGAGAGAGGCACUACGGCGAGGCGGGCGCCCUCAGGUGCGUGGCAGAGAAUCUGGGCGACGUGGCUUUUGUCAAACACACCACCGUCUUUGACAAUUCGGAUGGCAGGAACCAGGACUCGUGGGCUCUGGACGUGGAGGCCGAGGAUCUGAAGCUCCUUUGCCCCGACGGCACCGAGGCCGACCUGGAAGAUUUCCGCCGCUGCCACCUGGCGGCCGUGCCCGCCAACGGCGUGGUGGUGCGCCAAAUGGAAAAGUGCCGCGUCUGGAAGUUCCUGGAACGAUUGCAGAACGUCUUUGCUAACGCUACAGAUGGCUUCAGCAUGUUCAGCUCUUCCGGCUACUCCGACUCCGACGUGAUGUUCAGCGACUCCACCCGUUACCUGCUGAGGGUCCUCGGGGGCUACACCUCCUGGCUGGGCCCCUCCUAUACCAGCGCCUUGCAAGCGUUCGAGUGUGAAGGGUUCUGCUGAUAAAAAAAGCGGCGGAUAUCUGCCCUACUCUUGUCUUGUCUGACAUCCAUUUACACCUUCAGCUUCCUUGUGUUAUUUUCAAAGUUGUCCCAAGGUGCCAACAAGGCCAAGACGAUGACAUUUGAUGAAUUAAAAAAAAACUUUUUUUUUUGUUUAAAAGGUAAAAGAGCAUUACUUGAUGA
This is a messenger RNA of Hippocampus zosterae (dwarf seahorse), 1338 nucleotides long. RefSeq names its product otolith matrix protein (gene otomp). Lineage: Eukaryota; Metazoa; Chordata; Actinopteri; Syngnathiformes; Syngnathidae. Gene Ontology annotation, cellular component: recycling endosome; early endosome; plasma membrane. Bases 35 to 1156 code for a protein of 373 amino acids. The transcript has 9 exons. Gene Ontology annotation, biological process: iron ion transport. The record is from RefSeq and is a predicted model, not a curated record.